UAUAUAUGUAUGCUAUAUAUACUAGACACCCAUGACCUGACUUUAUGCUGCCCUUCGUCCCUGUAGCAGCUGUGUAGAUCACAUUGUGACCGGACGACUGAGGAUGUCGUCGACUUUCGCCAUACAGAUAUUUAUGGCGUUUGUUCUCACCAAACGUGGACUUUCGUACAUAGUAGCCUCUGGAAAGGAACCAGCCUGCCUGUCAGUUAACUGUGGUAACGGUGGUACCAUUAACAAUGUCACGUGUCAAUGUCUGUGUAGUGCCAACUUCACGGGUCUGGAAUGUGAAACAGAAAUUGGCAGGUCUGCUUGGCCCGCUGGUCAGUAUGCUAUACCAAUGUCCGGUUUCGGCUGCCCGGAAAUGGACAGAUUUGGUUGGACUCGUGGCUAUGUUAACCUGACACUUCCGCAAGCGUCAAGAAAACAACUCUGGAAUGACGAUGAUCUUCUGACAAUAGAACCACAUAUAAUGGGUCCAUUUCAUACACACGUCAUGAUGAUCAAUUUCUGCUUGAAACAAAACACUUCCAUGAUUAAUUCAGCUGGGAGCAGUUGGCCUGCUGGAGAUUAUUGUAUCUACAAGUCCGGUGACGAAUGUCCCUUAGAUUUUGUGGACGGCUCUAUCACGAUAAACGGAUACACGUUCACAAAUGGAGACAUGGGUGGUAUACUGCCGUCUCUAAGUUACGGGGAAGGCAAUGACACAUUUCUGGAACUGCAUUACUGCUGUAGAAAUGACGGCCAUCUUGAUGACGAAAUCUCCCUACCCAGUGAAUUUCCAUUUGUACUGUUAAAGGGUUCAUCUGCAAAGGCUUGUCAAAACGUAAGUGAAAUGGAUGUCAUGGAAGAAGUGUUCUACAUGACGAACGAACACGAUAACUGGGAGUUUUCUGGUCACUAUACCAACGUCACCCGCAAAGACAGGCAUGUCGGGGUACCAUACUGCUACUACAAACCCAAAGCACGACGUGAGUGUUAUUAUCCUAAUGACCAUGGCGCUUCUUACAAUGGGCGUCAUAAUACUUCGGCCAGUGGUAAAAGCUGCGUCCGGUGGUCGGAAUUACCGGACGACCCAUACGCCACUACCAGGUAUUGGGUCUACGAACGGGAGGAGAACUACUGUGGUACAGUUGACUAUACGCCUGAGGAAAAACAACCAAUGUGCUUCGUAGGCAUGGAGACCAGGGAGAAGUGUGACGUACCGAUAUGUGUCGAAGAUCCAGAUUUGGAAGUUAUUGAAAGCGGGAAACCAGCGUACUCUUUCAAGUAUUAUGCAACAAAUGAUCCAUUUCUCGCGACUGAUGGAAUCAUAGGUGACGUCUCCUUUGUGACAACUAGGCCUCAGUUGAAGCCAUUUUUACAAGUAGACAUCCAAGAAUGGUACGAGGUCCAUGCUAUACUUAUUCACCGCAAGAACCAAUGGUUUCCUGUUAACUGUCGACAACUUGGGUCCUUCGUGAGUAAGAACCAAUGGGAUUUCCUGGACUACGGGGCCACGCGGUGCGACGACAUCAGGUUCACUACCAAGAACAAAGUGUUCCGUCUCCAGUGCAUGCGUCCGAUCGUCGGACGAUACAUCACCAUAAGAAAUUUUGACUCAACUGACACUUUCUAUAACGCAGGGAAGUUCUACUUCUUAGAAAUAAAUGAGAUGCAAAUCAUUGGUAAAAAGACAGGGCGUGGACAACAUAUGGGGUUGAUGUCCGGAGAUGUGUUUGACUACCAGAUCGAUUCCUCAUCCAACAUUGCCGAAGAUAUCAUGUCUGACGACGGGAGACUGGAACUUCCAGGGAGAGGAUGGUGCCCGGCUGUCGGUGAUACUAGCCCCUGGUUUAGGGUGGAUUUUAUUAUUCCGGUCGUUGUACAAGGGCUGCGUAUCCAGGGUUGGCAGGAAGGCAACACAAGAAAACUCACAAAACAAUUCACCGUCAAGUAUGGAAACGAUUUGAGCAACCUCACGACAUAUUAUGAUCCUCCUGGAAUCAUUAAGGUCUUUGAAACGUUUGACCACUAUGAAAGCUCAGCAAUUCAGGAUUUUAACUUAAAUCAUGAAGUUAUGACUCGGUUUAUUCACCUAGAUAUACUAGGAACACAAAAUGACGCUUGCCUGAAGCUUGAAGUAAUUGGAUGCCCAAAACGAAGUUUGCGUGCAAUACGGUGUGAGAAUGGUAGCUUGGAUUUUGGUUUCGAAGAACUGAAAUAUCAUUCCUGGUGGGCAGUGUUUCCCCCUGAAAAUGUAAUAUCGAAUGUAUCGCUAGAGGAAUGCCGUCAGCUAGUUGUUGACAAGGGCUAUAAUAGUUACAGCUAUGACGCUAGAACCAUAAUUUGUAUCGUACACGUUGGCCACCGUUACUACAGGUCGUUUACUUCAUCUUGGGUCAGAGACAGCAUGUAUACUAACCUUGCUGGAAACCGUCUUUGUUUCCAAGAUAUAACAGAUAUGUCACAAUGUGGCGAGGAUAUAUAUUUGGCUCCGGGGGAGGGUGUUCGCCAUCUCCGUUCUCCUUCGUUUCCCCUGAGUUAUGGUCAACACAUUAAUUGUGCUUGGGUUAUAAAGGCAUCACCGGGAAAAUUCAUCAAGUUGGAGGCCGUAUAUAUUUCACUUGGAAGCAAAGUGAAGUGGAAUGAUAUUGUCAAGGCUGGGGACACUACAGAAGAUGUUAUUGUGUGCAGUGAUGAGAUUAAGAUUUAUCGUACUCUAGACGCACAUAUCACCAUUUCCCACGCGACAAAGACUGCAACAGUACAACAGUUUCAGAAGUCUACCAUUUUUUCCUCCUCCUCAACUUUACACGUCGAGGUCAACUCCUGCUUCUUAUACUCGAAGUCUAAAGAACGCAAUUUUGAGUUUGCAGUCGAAGAAAGCGAUGUGUCCGGAUGUGGACUGGAGUCGGGCCAGUGUAUAAUCACGUGUACUCUACAGUCGGCCUACAUCGGUACCCCCGGGUUUCCGGCCGAUAUUUCAAUGGCGGACACUUGCAGCUGGACAAUCCAUGGAACUUUCGGAAACUUCGUUCGUUUACACAUACUCAACCUUGACAUUGUCGACAGCAACCGAUCGUGCGUAAAAUCCUUCAUAGCAGUUUACGAUGUGACGCUGGAUGGAGAAUUAUCACUUUUAUCAAAGAUGUGCUCUGCAGAUCGGGAAUACAAUGUUCUUGUAUCAAGUUGGCAUACCAUGCAGAUAGAGUUUCGAGCUGGUGACGGAAGUGGCAAGGGAUUCUUCGGAAAAUAUGAGUUAGUUGAUUCCGCUCAAACGGAAAUUAAUAUAACAGAUGAAGGUUGUUUGCCAGGAUGGACACGGUUGGCAGCAAGUUGCUAUAAUCUGUUUACAGAGAUUAACAAUCAUAGCAAUAGCGCCAGACAUGGAGUGUCCUGGAUACAGAGUCGGGACCACUGUGCGGCUAAGGGAGGUUAUCUCGUCAGCAUAGGAUCCGUAGAGGAAAUGACCUAUAUUCACUACCUGAUGACAAAAGUCUGGGGCGGUGUGGACAACGGAGAGGCUUAUAUAGGUCUUCAAAAAAUAUUCGAUGACGAGGACGUGAAGUACGAAUGGCUUGACGGGACGCCGUUAACAUAUACAGCUUGGUUUAAAGAUCCCAGGACCUCAACGUCACAACCAGAUGGCCUAGCCAGUGAGCGAUGUACCGUAAUUCGUCUCUUUAGUAUAAAUUCUCUUGACAACUGGCAUGACAUUGCCUGUGCUUAUGAUCGCAUACCAAGCUACAUUUGUGAGAUGAGUUCUUCCACAGAUAGUAACGAAACUAAUCGACAAGACAUAUUUCCGGCUACUACCGCAACUAGCAUCACUAACAGCUCCGGUUUUCACUGUAAUAAUGGAGAGGACAUUUCACGACAGUUUGUGUGUGAUGGUAAAGGAGAUUGCCGUGACAGCAGUGAUGAACAUGGGUGUGGAGUAAGCAACACGACUUGCGCGCCGCACCAGUUCCGGUGUAAUGACGGGAAGUGUAUCUCUCUGAGUCUGUUCUGUGAUUUCAUCCCUCACUGCCAGGAUAAAUCCGACGAGACAAACUGUGUUCACCAUGAGUGUGAACCAGGUGAAUUUCGCUGUAAAAAUGGCCACUGUCUACCGGAGCACAUGGUGUGUGAUCUAAAGGAGGACUGUAAGGAUGGAUCAGAUGAAGAUAAAGACGACUGCGAAACUUGUAGAGCUGAGAACUUCUUGUGUUACGACCAGACGUGUAUUCGUGGAAGCCGACAAUGUGACGGAAACAUCGAUUGUGGCGGACGGUUUUCAGAAGACGAAAGUCAGCAAUGCGAAAGACAGCAACAUUCGUCGUGCACAGAUCUUCUGAGUCUAGGGAUAGCGACUAACGGAGAGUACCUUGUUACUUUAGGGACAGAAACGACUGUCAGAGUAGAGUGCACGUUUUCGACAUCAAACGACAAGACAUCAGUAAAGACUAUCGUUCACCACGACCAUGAAGAAUGGCGUAUUGGAGUAGUCAACAACAUUGAUGACGUCAUCGAAUACAGAAUUCCUAUGAGUCAUAUUGACAUUUUGAAAAAACAAUACAGAUGCUCUCAGAAAAUAAGACUUAAAUGUCACAUGAGUCCUGCAGUGAUCAAUCAGUGGCAAGGUGGCAAUGGUGUUUGGCACGAUUCAAUAAACGAAGGACAAUUGAACGGCACCUGUUCCUGUCCGAUGUUUCAUAAAUGUGACACACAACUAGACAGGUGUAACUGUACCACGGAAUUCUACGACUGGUACGUGGUAGGUGUCAAUGACGUGUUCGAGGACUCGGGGGAUAUAGCGGUGCAAGACGACCUCCCAAUUAUUGGCAUUGCUGCAGGAUUGGCUGGGGGAAUAUACAGCUACCUUGGGUUCAAAGUUGAUCCUUUAGUCUGUGAAAACGACGAAAUCGGUGAAUCUGCGAGGUUUCUAUGUCGGAGCGGAAUAUCAGUGGACAAAUCAGUGUAUUGUUUAAUGGACUAUGAUGAGUACGGCGAAAUCAAAGGCUGCAGAGAUCUGUCUCAUUUGGAUUACUGUUCGGAUUUUGAAUGUCCCCCUGACUUUGCAAAAUGUAGCAACAGCUAUUGUAUUCCUGUCCGGUUUCUAUGCGAUGAUGAAAAACAUUGUUCAAACGGGGAGGAUGAAGACAUGUGUGAUCGAACGUGUGUUGGCCUUUUCCGAUGUCACAAGAGUGACGUAUGUCUUGGUCAAGUCCAGGUGUGUGACGGGAUACCGAAUUGUCCAGAAGGCGACGACGAGGAUUUGUGUAACGUCACAUGUCCGUCAGGUUGUACAUGUAACGAACUGACCGCUGAAUGCAAUAACAUAACGGUGGCAUCAAACGAUACAUUUGCUGUGUUUUCAAACAUACGAAAACUGUCUUUUAAAGCGUCAGAUUUCUCUUUGGGAAUUCCGAAACUGAAAACCUAUGUAUUAGCAGAGUUAAAUCUUUCUCGUAACUCAAUCAAGCACCUCACACCGGAAAAUUUCGAAAAUCUCAACAAUAUAUAUACGUUAGAUUUAAGCCAUAAUGCUCUUACAAGCAUUGUGGCAGAAACUUUUCACAAUCUGAGGAAUCUCCGAACCCUUCACCUACACGGUAAUACCGCAUUGCGUUUUAUUCAUCCCGACGCCUUUGCAGGACUGUCAGUAUUACCAUCGCUGAUAAUCCAUCAGACGUUGAUUAAAAAGAUAGCUAGUAAGACUUUUGUUGGUUUAGAUCAGAUAACAGUCCUUAAUUUGACUCAAAACAGAAUCACACAAGUUGAAGAUUUUGCGUUUGCAUCCCUUAAAGAACUCUCUGUUCUGGAUAUACGCAGCAACAAUAUCCAGGAAUUUUCUGACGGCAUUUUCAAUGGACUCACCAAUUUGAAGGAAUUGUAUACUGACGCAUACAUGUUCUGCUGUGUUAAACCAGAAACUGUCACAGACAAAAACUGCCAUCCCUACCAAGAUGAAUUUUCCUCGUGUUCCGAUCUGAUGCGAGAAGACCAUCUUAGAUCGUUCUUAUGGAUCAUAGGAUGCCUUUCCCUGCUCGGUAACGCCGGAGUAAUCAUAUAUAAGGUGAUUUAUGAUCGUAGAAGUCUGAAAAAAGGUCAUGGAAUUUUCAUAAUGAAUCUUGGAUGUGCUGACUUCUUAAUGGGUGUUUACAUGUUAAUUAUAGCUAUCGCUGAUACCAUGUUUCGGGGUAGGUACAUCUGGAAUGAUAUAUACUGGCGUAACAGUAUCAUCUGCAAAUUUGCUGGCGUCCUGGCAACUGUGUCCAGCGAAGCGUCUGUUAUGUUUUUGUUACUGAUAACUAUAGAUCGCUUUGUGUCGGUGAAAUUCGUAUUCGGACAAAUCCAAUUCACCAAGAGGAAAGCAAUGUUUACUUGCAUGGGCGUUUGGCUUAUCACGUGGUCUAUUGCAGUUCUUCCGUUAUUCCCUAUAAAAUAUUUCAAAGGUCAAUUUUAUUCGAGGUCCGCUGUUUGUUUGGCCUUACCUCUUACUCGUGAAUGGCCUGCCGGAUGGGAGUAUGGAACCGCAAUUUUUAUUUUCGUUAACUUCAUUAUUUUUAUAAGCAUAGCCAUUGGACAAGUACUGAUUUACAAGGAAGUAUCUAGCACGCACGAACUGAUUAAAUCACAGAGACGCUCCCAGGACGCAGCCAUAGCAAGGAGUCUGUUUUUAGUGGUUUUCUCGGACUUCCUGUGUUGGUUUCCCCUUGGAAUAAUGGGCUUAAUGGCGUUAUCUGGACAUCACAUCCCACCAGCGGUGUACGCCUGGGCCGCCGUGUUUGUUCUACCAAUCAACUCUGCACUAAAUCCAAUUCUAUACACAUUCUCCGCCAUUAUAAGGCAGAGGAAAAACAGUCGCUAUCGUGCGAGUACAAAAACAGCAAUUUCUCGACUCUCAACAUCAACUUCAACACCGGAGUCAAUAUGGAGCGAUAUUUGUAACAGUGACAAGUUUAUUAUCGGAGCUGAAUUGCCCUGUCAUUUGACCCUCAAAGAAUACACAAAAGAGGGUGCACCAGACGUGGGAGAGAUUUACAAGAUUGUAACUGACCUAGCGGGACAUCUGGACUUUCUCCAUAGACGUAAACUUCUCCAUGGUUCUGUAUCCGAUGAAAUGGUCAUAGUAACUAGGGAUAAAAAUAAGAAGUUGAGAGCUUACAGCAGACUGGACCCAAGCGUAGUCGAUGAAGAGGCACCAUAUGGAUACCCCGACAUAGAGGCAAUGGGUAGAGUGGUAAUUAAGCUUCUACGCUGGAAUCAGAGGACAUCCGGGUCUCGCCGCAAAACACGCAAAAUAUAAUAUAUAUCUUAAAUGACAUGGAAAGAACGAUAAAUCCGGCAAACGCCGGUGUAUACAAUCCUGUUUUUUGACAAAAGUAAAUGUUGUAAAGUUUUCCAGGGAAUUGUGUGUAAAUAAGCGUUAUUGUGCACUGUGCAAAGAAGGAUGCUUACUUUUUAAAAAGAGUAAGUCAUUGACGAUAUAAUUGCGAUGUAAAUCCUUCAUCAUGAAUGUUGUAUACAUACCUCAACAGACGUUUAAGCUAUGUUCUGUGACAAUCGCAUUGUUUCAUUGUCCACUAUUUGUUGUGAAACGUGUACGUUUCUGCUUUUAAAGUCACUGUUCUUCUGUCCCAGUUACUGUUAGUCCGAUCAAUCAAGACGCUGUACAAAAGGAAACGAUUGUGAAGUGAUGUUAUGUUCACAAACUCUAUCGCGUCAUCGAUUUUAAUAUCAUCUUGAGUUUUUGUUUUCGCUACACUAAAUUCCACAGCUCCAUCGCAUGUGUAACAAUUGAAAAAGUACAAAAUGAAAGUUUCGUAUAAUAGAGAAUAUCUCAUAGGACGUAUACACUGCCUCUCUGUAAUUCCUAUCGGGGAAAAAAAUAAAAACCUUCAUUACUUCUAUAUAUAACUUGCUCGAAGAACGUGCCUGUUUUGCAUUCCAUUAACUUUCUUAAGUAUUUGUAAUAUUGCCAACACUGUUAGGGUCACAAAUCAUCAUAAUCAUCAUCAUCAUCAUCGUCGUCGUUGUCGUCCAUUAACAUGGGACUUUGCAGCUUAAAGAAAACUAAUGUUGGAUGUUUUCCCUUGAAUAUCACCUUUUCUAUUUUUGGAAUAAAAGUGCUUCUUUAAUUUGAUUUGAAAGUUUAUAGAUAAUGAAUUUCUGUACAAUUGAAAUACAUGUUAAUAUUAUGUAAGAAUUUUGGUUUUGCUGAUAUCAUAUUUGGAAUCAUUUAUAAAGUGUGAUGUUUUUUGUUAAUAAAA
Molecule: messenger RNA, 8234 nt
Organism: Mizuhopecten yessoensis (Yesso scallop)
Lineage: Eukaryota; Metazoa; Mollusca; Bivalvia; Pectinida; Pectinidae
Exons: 32
Coding region: 104-7270 (2388 amino acids)
Biological process (GO): G protein-coupled receptor signaling pathway
Cellular component (GO): membrane
Molecular function (GO): protein binding; G protein-coupled receptor activity
Source: RefSeq, a predicted model, not a curated record